UAAAACACGUUCUUUCGUUGUAUACCAUCAUAAAAACACAACCAACAACGAGGUCGGUCCCAUUACCAUUUUCCAUCUCUCGAAAUUCGUACAAUUUCUCAGUCUCGUUACAAAGAAGGAUGUUAAAGCUAAACGCAGAAUAACCUCGCCGUUUUACUCUGACACAACAAAAAGACAUAAACGACGAAUCAAAACGCGUCUUUCAAAAUCAAAACAAAAGAAUCAACAACUGUGCGCUUAUAAGUGACUCAUUUCCACUGUCACUCACUUCUUUCUUUUCACAUUUGGAUCUGAUUCUUAAGCUUCCUUUUCUUAACCAUAUAGAAACAACAAAAUCUCAAUUCAAUUCAAAUUCAGCCACUGGCUGAAACUGAAACUGAAACUGAAACUGAAUCAUCAUGGGAAAAUCAACCAACCAUAGCAAGGAAUGGACGCAGAUGAACUCGAUCUACGGAAUGGAGCAAUGGCAAACCCUAAUUUUCCUCUUAUGUCAAGCAAUUUUAUUGUCUGUGUUAUCUGUUCUUUAUCUGGUUUACUUUAAUUCAAUCUGCGGUUUAUUCGAGAGCGUAAUUUCUGGCACAACCGUAGCCAGAUUCGCCGCCGGAUUUACCGGUUCAGUUACAGCUCUCUCCGCGGUGUGUCUUUUCUUCGCGGCGGCGAAUUUCUUUUACUCAGCCAUUCCGCUUCACUACGACAUGGCACAGAGGAUCGUUUCCGCUGUUAACGACUGGUCCUCCGUGAAACUUGCUCUCGAUUUAGGUUGCUGCGGCCGCGGGAUCCUCCUCAACGCCGUCGCGACGCAGCUGAAGAAAGAAGGAAGCUCCGGCCGUGUCGUCGGCCUUGACAGAUCGAAACGGACUACGCUGUCAACUCUCCGGUCUGCGAAAAUGGAAGGCGUCGGAGAAUACGUGACGUGUCGUGAGGGAGAUGCACGUCGAUUGCCGUUUCCGGAUAAUUACUUCGAUGUGGUGGUUUCCGGCGUGUUUGUUCAUACUGUAGGGAAAGAGUACGGACAGAAAACGGCGGAGGCGGCGGCGGAGAGGAUGAGAGCGGUGGCGGAGAUGGUGAGAGUGAUGAAACCGGGAGGUGUAUGCGUUGUGUGGGACCUAGUGCACGUGCCAGAGUACGUGCUUAGGUUGCAGGAAUUAAAGAUGGAAGAUGUUAGAGUUUCGGAACGUGUAACCGCUUUCAUGGUCAGUAGUCACAUUGUAUCAUUCAGGAAACCAAGUCAGCACGUGCAUGGACCCGCUGAGGUUCGCUUGGAUUGGAGAUUAUGCUGACGUGGAAUUUCAUUACUAUCCUAUAUUGACAGACGAGAAAAAUAUAUAUAUUAUAUAGAAAUAUUUUUAUAAUGUUAAAUACUUUUCUUUUUUUAUAUUUCAAAGUAUGAUUGAGUUUCUAAGGGUAAAGUUAUGGCUGGGGAGGCGAAGUCGAACCAGAUGUUUAGAAUUAUCUGAUUUUUGUAAAUUUACUGAUGAUUUUAUAUAUAGCAAUGAGAUUGUAUGACUAUCA
Messenger RNA from Lathyrus oleraceus (garden pea), 1512 nucleotides. RefSeq lists its product as uncharacterized. Gene Ontology annotation, molecular function: S-adenosylmethionine-dependent methyltransferase activity. The record is from RefSeq and is a predicted model, not a curated record. Bases 399 to 1280 code for a protein of 293 amino acids. Lineage: Eukaryota; Viridiplantae; Streptophyta; Magnoliopsida; Fabales; Fabaceae. The transcript is spliced from 2 exons.